This is a messenger RNA of Aphidius gifuensis, 5014 nucleotides long. Its product is annotated as mitogen-activated protein kinase kinase kinase 11-like. Bases 1223 to 4831 code for a protein of 1202 amino acids. NCBI's taxonomy places the organism in Eukaryota, Metazoa, Arthropoda, Insecta, Hymenoptera, Braconidae. The record is from RefSeq and is a predicted model, not a curated record. The transcript is spliced from 13 exons. Gene Ontology annotation, molecular function: JUN kinase kinase kinase activity; protein binding; ATP binding. Gene Ontology annotation, biological process: protein phosphorylation.
UGUUUUUAUAUGAAAAACAACAGUGGGGGGCCCCCAGUGUCAAAUUGACGAUAUAUUUUAACAUUGGGGCAUAAUAAGAAGAGAGAAAAACUAACAUGGCGUCCAUUAGGUUAUCACCGUGUGUCUAAAAGUGCAAUUGUUUAACAUUAAUAAUUGUGUUGUUCUGUGGUUUUAAUUAAUUGUUUAUUGACUUAUGCGGAUCACCGUGUCGUCAGGAACACGUCAAGGAGGCUCAGUUAUUUUAUUGAGCCAUCCACGUCGCGAUAAACACCGGUGAUCCGCGUGUGAACGGCAUCGUAAACAGUGGUUUUUUUUUUCCUUCAAUUUCUCCCUUUUAUUGUCAUUUUUUUUUUCUCCUUUUUUUUUUUUUUUUUUAAUUUUCAUUUUUAACCACAUGCAAAUUUAAUUAAACAUUUUAUAAAAAAAUUCUUAAUAAAUAAUAGAGUCAAAAAUAAUAGAAAUUUUAAAAUUGAAUUUUCAUCCUGGAUGCUGUAAAUAAUUGUGAAAUAAUUGAACUCAAUUAUCAAAAAAAAAAAAACCAUAAUAAUAAUAAUCUCAAUAAAUAAUGUGAUGAUGAAAUAAUAAUUUAUAACCAAAAGUGUUUAUGCCAUUUACGGGGUUGUUGAGCAAGUUUUACGUUUUUGGAGAAAAUAUACAUUUUUUUUUUCAUUUUUUUCUUUUACUAUCGAUAUUGACACACACACAUACACACACAUGUACAACACAUACAUAGUGUCGAAAUAAUACAACCUGGCCUCGUAAUUGAAAAGUGCAAUUUUCAUUAUUAUUAUUAUUUUAUUAUUAAUAAAAAAAAAUAAAUAAAAUAAAAACAAAUAAUAAUUAUACUAUACAUUGUUUUAUUUAGUAUUAUUGCCAAUAAAUUUGGGGAUCAUUUGUUUAAUGAUUUUUAAUAAACAAUUAUAAAUAUUUAAAUAAAUUAUAAACGUAUUAUUAUUAUAAUUAUUAUACUAUUUUAAACAACCAGUUAGUUUGAAAAAAAAAUUGUGUGUCAGAUGUGUUAAUAGGAUGACAGUGAGUUUGAUUAUUUGAUGAUAAUAAAAUGUAAAAAAAAAAUAUCAACAAUAUCAUCAACAACAACAAGUGAUAGUUGGGAUAUAAUUUUGAGUAAUAGUAUGAUUAUCUGAGGAAAGUAAAUUUAUAAGGAAAAAUAAAAUAGGAAAACAAAAAAAAAAUUUAAGUGAAAUUAAGUGAUAAAGCACAUAUGCCACCAGCCGGGCUAUCGGCAAGAGCCUUGUCAACUUUGAUGGACCACGGACAACCUGAUGCUCGUCAUCGGAGCGAGCGAUUUUUAACAUAUUCAGAAAAUGGCUCAACAUCAACGACUGAAGCAACAACAACAACAACAUUAUCAUCAUCAAGAAGAUAUCGUAAUGUUAACAGAGAUAAUAAUUGUUCCAUUGGUUACGGAUAUAAUCAGGAUCAUACACCAACAAAUAAUAUGUCUGACAGUAGUGAAACACACAGUGGUGAUAUAUCAGCUAGAACAAUAUCUCAACACACAAGUCCAUCACAUGGAACAGCAACAACAACAACUUAUUCUUCAUCAUAUUCUAAAAAUGAUGAUAAUCCAGAAAUAUUUACAGCAGCAUUUAAUUAUAUUGCUAAAAAUGAUGACGAGUUAGAAUUAUAUUGUGGUGAAGAAGUUGAAGUAUUAUCAAAAGAUUCAAAAAUAUCUGGUGAUGAUGGAUGGUGGACUGGUAAAAUACGUGGAAAAGUUGGUAUAUUUCCAUCAAAUUUUGUUGUUGAAACAGCAUGUAUUGAUAAAUUAAAACCACUAGAAAUUGAUUUUAAAGAACUUGAAUUAAAUGAAAUUAUUGGAGUUGGUGGUUUUGGAAAAGUUUACAGAGCAAUAUGGCAGGAUCAUGAAGUUGCUGUUAAAGCAGCACGUCAAGAUCCUGAAGAAGAGCCAAGUGUAACAUUAGAAAAUGUACGCCAAGAAGCAAAACUUUUUUGGUUACUUAAACAUGUUAAUAUUGUACAAUUAGAGGGUGUUUGUUUAAAAAUGCCAGAUUUAUGUCUAGUUAUGGAAUAUGCUCGUGGUGGAAGUUUAAAUAGGGUUUUAAAUGGUCGUAAAAUACGUCCUGAUGUUCUUGUUGAUUGGGCAAUUCAAAUAGCAAGAGGUAUGGAUUAUUUACACAAUAAAGCACCAAUAAGUCUUAUUCACAGAGAUUUAAAAAGUUCUAAUGUAUUAUUGAGUGAACCAAUUGAGAAUGAUGAUUUACAAUGUAAAACAUUAAAAAUAACUGAUUUUGGACUUGCACGUGAAGUUUAUAAAACAACAAGAAUGUCAACUGCUGGUACUUAUGCUUGGAUGGCACCAGAAGUUAUUAAACACAGUAUAUUUAGUAAAGCCAGUGAUGUCUGGAGCUAUGGUGUUUUACUUUGGGAACUUCUUACUGGUGAAACACCAUACAAAGGAAUUGAUGCUUUAGCUGUUGCUUAUGGUGUUGCUGUUAAUAAAUUAACAUUACCAAUUCCAUCAACUUGUCCACAACCUUGGAGUUAUUUAAUGGAAGCUUGUUGGUCAUCUGACAGUCAUCAAAGACCAGGUUUUUCCGAAAUACUUGGAUUACUUGAUGAAGUUAGAAGUGCAUUUGCUGCAACUCCUCAUGAAUCAUUUCACACAAUGCAAGAAGAUUGGCGACUUGAAAUUGAAGAAGUUCUUCAUGGAUUGCGCAUGAAAGAAAAGGCAUGUCGUUCAUUGGAAGAGGAAUUGCGUUGUCGAGAAGAAGAGCUAACAAAAGCAACAGUACAACAACGUGAAAAAGAAGAACAUUUACGAUUACGUGAGGAGGAAUUAAAAGCAAGAGAAAUGGAAUUACUUGAGCGUGAAAUAUCAGUUAUAAUAAUACAACAAAGAGGUGCAACGCCUACACCCAAUGAAAGAAUAGGAAAAUUUAAAAAAUCUAAAUUAAAACUUAACAAGAAAGAACCUGGUAGUACAAUAAGUGCACCCUCGGAUUUCAGACACACGUUGACAGUGACACAUCAACCUGUUGAUCGAGGAACAAACCGUAAUCCAUCAAGACCAACAAGUCCACCAGGAUCACCAAGUAUACCUCGACUUCGUGCAAUUGCAUUACCGGCAGACGGUGUUAAGGGUAAAACAUGGGGACCAUCGACAUUGCAUCAACGUGAACGUGGUGCAAUAAUACCACAAUCACCAAAUCCAUCAUCACCAGGUGAUAAACGUUGGUCAAGAUCAGCACCAGAUUUAGAAAAACCAUCAAAAUCACGUACAAUGAUUAUGGCAAAUGUACAUCAACGUUCAGCAGCACAUCAUCAAGAAAUAGGCCUUUCCGAGGAAAACAUCCAUACUGCGCAUUACUCAACACAGUCAUCGGAAAUACCAUCAGACUGGAUGACAACAACAGAGUAUCCAAUGAAGCCAGGUGUAACUGGUCCAUUUAUAAUGCCAAUGCCAAUACCAUUGCCAACUCUAUACAAUGGAGAAUCAAAAAAACCAAAGUUAGGACCAAUUGAAUUGUUAUUAUACAAUAUUGCUGCAAUGCUUGCUGGUUUUGCAACUGGUUUUGAUAUACGUAUGACAAAUGUAUCACCAAUACAUCCAAGAUUACAACCAAGAAGUAUUACUGCUAAUGUUAAUAAUGUACCAAUUGAAAAUGAAGAAGAACCAUCACCAAGAUGGUGGUUUCAAGCAGAUACUGGAUCAAAUCGUAACUCAGCAUAUCUAGGACCAGAUUAUGAAUUUAGUUCAACAAGUGGAUAUCCUCAUAAUACGUAUCAUGGUCCUGCAAGACAUUACAGGCCAUUUUUAAGUAAUAUGGGUGGUGUUGGAUCAGCUCUACCGUCAAAUGUCAUUGAUAAACCUUUACGUUUUACUGAUUCACCUCAACAUUAUGCUAAUAAUUGUGGUUCAAAUGUACCAACACCAAGCCCAAGAAGAAAAAGUUCAAGUACAAGUAAUGAAGAAGCUUAUUCACCAGAAACUGGAAGACUUGAAAGAAUUGAUAGAACAGAUAGAUCUGAUAGAAUUGAAAGAGUACCAAAAAUUUAUAUGGGUAAUGUACCAUCUUAUCAAGAUUAUGGACCACCAGUUUAUACCAUUGUGCCUCAAGAUUACUAUAGGCCGCAUGAUUCGGCAUAUUUUAUGACAUCUGAUUAUCAUGAUAGAAUGAUUGAAUGUCCUGAUUUUCCACAUACAUAUGACAAUCCAAGCAAUAAUAUAAAUAGAAGUGGUAAUAAUAAUAAUAAUCGUAUAUCAUCAUAUGGACAUAAUCGUACAUCAUCAAAUGUAUCAAACACAAGUACCUCAAGUCAAAAUAAUAUUAAUCCAACAUUUCAUCUUGAAGAUGAAUCAGAAUAUUUACCAUAUUCAUCAACAAAUUAUUAUCAAAGAUCAACAUCAUCAAAUUAUGGUAAUCAUGAUUAUAAUUCACCGUACCUGACACGUCAAAAUUCUCAUGAUUCAACGACAAAUGAUAGACCAAGUAAUCUUGAAGUUGUUGGACGUCUUAGAUCAAGUUUAAAAAGAUCAAAUUAUUCAUAUAAUUCAGGUAAUAAAUGUACUAGUAAAAAUAAUUCUGGUUCUGGUACACCAACAAAUCCAACACCACCAGAUUCAUUGACAUCUGAAGAUUCAAGUUAUGUAUCAGCUAAAGAUAGUCAAAUAUCAAUUAGUAGAGUUAGAUUUUCACCGGUGACAUUUGAUUCACGUGAUUUACAACGUGAACAUCGUGAUGAUAUUAUUGCUCAAGAUAAUAUAACAUCACCUAUACAAACAAAUCGAAGAAUUAGUAGAAAUCGUAAACCCAGUAUUUCUGAUCUUGAAAGAGAAUUUUUAUCAUAGCAUUGGCUUAUUUAAUUUUUUUUUUCUUUUCGAAAUAAAUUUUCUUUUUUAAUUAAAAAAAAAACACUGCCUCAGCAGAAAAGUCAAGUGGCAAAGGUGUAAUAUAUUAUAUAUCAUGCAUUUACAUUCCAUGUGGAUAAUUAAUAAUAAAUAAUAAUUUUUUUUUUUUGAAUUUUUAGUCAU